Schistosoma guineensis is the source of this 3378-nucleotide messenger RNA. The record is from the annotation of a GenBank genome assembly. Lineage: Eukaryota; Metazoa; Platyhelminthes; Trematoda; Strigeidida; Schistosomatidae.
ACUACUAAUGAAGGCCGAGUAAAUUCCUCUGAGUUCGAAUGUAGUUCGCGUAACACGUCCGAAGUUUUCGACAUCAACGAUUCUCGCUCUAAAACUGCGAAAUGCUCUCAUGUUAAACCCGAACCUGCUAGCAACUGAACCUUGCUUAAAUGUCAUUCACAACUGAACGCUUACGUCAGUCCGUUCUCAGAGAGUUUGGAAGGGUCUUCUCUCUGUUGCCAGGGCAGAAGAUUCUUCUUGUGGAUGCGCAGCUGUUGAAAGCAAUCGACCGUGUGGCCAACAUGUCCAUUUUAAGACAGUUGUCGGUCACGAAGGUGUUCAAAAUUGCUGAAAGUCCUCCGAAGGCGGACUAUGAGAGGAUUGCUUAUAUGGUCCCACCAGAGUUUAGCUCAUGCUUAUCGGUAAUUAAACAUUGUGAAGUGGAUCAAUCGAAUAAUAUCAAACGAACGAGAUUGAUAAUAUUUGUCCCCAAAGAGACUGUAGCAGUGACCUAUCUUUUGGAAUCUCGAGGUUUUCUUGGUCGACAUUUAUGUACCACAAGUUUAUCACUCAGUUGGAUUCAAUUAGAUACAGAUUUGUUAACAUUGAAUUUGCCGACGCUAUUUUCAGACUACUAUUUAUACAAAGAUUAUUGUUGGCCUCAUUAUAUGGGCAUGGAGUUGGGACGUUUGCUUAAAUUAACGAGUGAAAGUGAUUUAGCUCCCAUGGGUUGUCGAAUUCAUGCUUUCGGAGAGGCAUCCCAUGUGGUUGCUGCUGGUAUUCGUUUAUACUGUAUUCAGUCAGGCCUGGUCAGUUUGGAUAGGAAGGUUUCAACUGUUAAUGGUACCCAGUCAAAUUAUCGAAGUAAUGUAUCUGUUUCUGAUGAAAGUGUCUUAACUCCUACCAGCUCAUUAAAAAUUCUGGGCUCACAAUCAUCAUCUACGUCAUUGUCAACUACAUCUGCACGUCCACCACCUUUGGUUCUUGUAUUCAGUCGUGAUCUGGAUUACGUAACUCCCCUUUUGGUUCCAAUGACAUUUGAAGCUCUGAUUCACGAAGUUGUUGGGAUAGAAUUAGGUCAAGUUGAAUUACCUCCAGAAUGUGCUGAUGAAUCGACCCCACAGAAACAAAUUCUUGAUAGCACAAAACUACACUACUACAAAGAUAUUAGAGAUGUCCAUAUAUCUCGUGUUCAUUCAUUACUUCUGGAUUGGCGUGGUAAACUUCAAGAUUCACGUGGUGAUUUAGAAAUGCAAUUGGUUAGUCAAAAAUCUGUUGUUCAGCAUAAACAGCAUUCUAAUUCAAACUCAAUUCAGACUACUAGUACUAUUAAUAACACCUGUAAUUUGCGGAAUAUUAGUACACGUCUAGGUUCAUUUUUAGCUAAAAGACGUGAAUUGUCAUUUCUGUUAGCAUGUUUAGAACAAGUAUUAUGUGCAAUGACAAUUAAAGAACGUGUGGAAGAUCUACGUACAGCACAAAGUUUAUUAUUACAAUCCGGUAGCGGGGGAUCUCUUGCAAUUGGUCAAGUUGGAAUUCCCUCUAUUGAUGAUGAAAAUGAUGAUGGUGACUCUAAUGCUCCUGAUCGUAACCGAAAAUUUACUCCAGUUUCAAUUGGUGGUUCAUGUGGUAAUUUAGCAGAUGUUUUAAAUUCCUUACCUAUGCGUUUAGCUAUCGAAUGGUUGACUACACACCAUGGUGAUCAUCUAAUUGAUGGGCUCCGUCUGGUUGCAUUGAAUUGUGUUUUACAUGAUGGCUUAGGUGAUGAAUUAUACGAGGUAAUGAGUCGCGCCAUAAUACAUGCUGCUGGUCAAAUCACCUUCCCUAUGCUUGAAGCGUUAUCCUCACUUGGGUUAUUAUAUCCCCGUUCUAAACUCCCGGAAAUAUCAUCUGCAAAAAAAUCUGUUACAAACAAUCAUCCAACUGACCCACAAUCAAGCAUUUUUGUGGCGCAAACAAAUAACCUAACAAAAAAGUCCAGUCAUGCACUAACUCAUACUGUUGCCAAGCUAAAAUUAACACAACGUCAAAAAUCUCGUUACAAUUAUCUACAUCAUUUGUUACAAUUGAGCAAUUGGAAUCAGGCCAAUCGACAUGUUGAUCGUACGGUUAUUUCACCUACAUAUGUUUAUUCUGGUCAACAUUGUCCCUUAGUUGUUCGGCUUUUAGAGUCUGUUUGGUCAGCUGGUCUUCUAGAUUCUAAAUUUCAAUCUGUUAAAUCAAACUCUUCUUCUGCUGAGCAAAAUCAUUCAGACUUUGAACUAAUUGCCCAGCCACAAUUAAUCGAAGCACUUAAACGAAUGGGUCUUCCAUCUGAAGUUGCUUCAAAUCUGGGUCUCGUUAAUCUCUGUGAUCCAACAUUAACAGCUGCAGGAUAUCAGCAUGAUAUAUUUUUUAAGAAUAACCGUCCAAAUGCCCCAGCUCCACAUCCUUUACCUCUCAUAAGCACUGAUCAACCUAUUGUCGUAGCAUUUCCUGGCGGUUGUACAUAUGGUGAAGUUGCAGCUCUUAGAUUUGUUGCUAAACGGAGAAGAUGGAAUCUACUUAUUGCUACAUCGUGUAUUCUUACAUCACGAGACUUAUUACAGCAAGCUGGAAAAGCAGCAAUGAAUGUGAACUCUCUAUAGAUUUUAAAAUUUCUUGACCGACAUUCUUUCAAUUGUCUCUUCAAAUUUUUGAUGUCGGAAUCUCCACUCUCAGGUUCUUUAUGUUUGCCUAAACUUGAACGUUUUCAGUUUUAUUGUUAUUUGUUCUCAUCAAAUAAGGAAUAUAUUUUUGUCCUAUAGGUUUCUUGUAUAAAAACUAAUUUUUUUUGUUAAAUAUGCGAUUUUGUAUAAAACUAACGUUUUUCAACAAUAAAAGCUCACUCCUUUCUGUUAUCAGUGCUAUUCAAUGAAUGCAUUUUUAUUAUUUCUUUUUACAAUAUUUCCCAUACUAUUUUUGUUUGGUUUUUCACAAAUAAUUUUUGCUUUUUAGUAAUUUUCAUUCUUUCACUAAAUUAUAUUUUUCUGUAAUGCAGUCUUGUUAAAUACUCUAUUCAUUUCACUCAGAUAACACCUUUUUUCGUUAAUUUAUCAGGUUUAGAUUCUAUAGCGUAUGUGUUAGUAAUUGCACAUUUAGAUGUUCAUGACAUACUGUUUUUCCUUCAAAUGAGUUCCAUUAACCCGUCAGAUUCUGUAAUGAUUUAAGUGGAGUUUAGAAAUGCCUGAUAUUUCUCGAUUUUAACUUUUAGCUUUACCUUAUUAGAUAUAAAUUCAUUACAACUGAUGUUGAAUUGUCAUGAUAAAAAUGCUUGUUGGUCGAAGUCACCAUAUCAUUACAAGAAAAUUAAAACAGAUUAUUUGUAAUGUCAACUAAUUCAAAGGUUUCUUACUAAGAAUAUAUAUGGACUUGAUUUCA